This is a messenger RNA of Danio aesculapii, 1680 nucleotides long. Its product is annotated as cytotoxic and regulatory T-cell molecule. Gene Ontology annotation, molecular function: signaling receptor binding. The transcript is spliced from 12 exons. Gene Ontology annotation, cellular component: plasma membrane. NCBI's taxonomy places the organism in Eukaryota, Metazoa, Chordata, Actinopteri, Cypriniformes, Danionidae. Bases 7 to 1317 code for a protein of 436 amino acids. Gene Ontology annotation, biological process: cell recognition; detection of tumor cell; positive regulation of natural killer cell mediated cytotoxicity directed against tumor cell target. The record is from RefSeq and is a predicted model, not a curated record.
CGCAGAAUGGAGAUCAAAAAAGCCUUUGUUAUUCACUUUCUCAUGUUGAUCACAGCAGGUUUAAGAGAAUGUUUGGCGACAAAGUUCAUAACAGUAGUAGAAGGAGACACUCUGGUAUUGAAAUGUCCACGAAGAAACCUCAGUGAGAACGUGCAUAUGGAGUGGAGAAAAGAAGGCCAUGUUAUGUUCUUUAACACACACAAAGGUCUAAAGGAUCCAAGAAUCAACCUUUUUACUUCGAACACCUUAGAAUUCACUGUAGUAGUGUCAAACGUAACCUUCAAAGAUGAAGGACUUUAUAGAUGUUUCAUCUAUGAAGAUCAAGUCUCUACAAAAAGAUUCAAAGUAAAAGUUUUGGGAUCCCCAAAAAUAGAUAUGACUGAGCAUGAGGGUAAAGCAGUCAUCAAAUGUUCAACGGCAGCGAAUGGCCACCCACCUAAACUCUCAUGGCAAAUUGGUGGUGUUGAAGUUGAAGCUGUACCCAAUACCUGGCUGGAGGAAAGAUCAAAUAGGACGUUCGCAGUUAGCAUCUUAACAAUCAAAACCCAUAUCAGAGAAGCAACAGUGAAGUGCUUGGCGAAACACAGAGAGCUUCCAAAUAAAGUAAUGAACUUCAUCGUCAUUCAAAAUCACUCUAUUAUAUCCUCAACCACGUCGAUUUAUUCCACUAGAGAUGACCUAAAAACCGAGACAAUUAUCACAGCCACUUCUCCUCCUGUCAUCAGCAGUACAGCACCCGUGGAACCAUGGUCCGUUUCAGAAAGUACUGAAGUGUUCGCAACAGAAGACACUACCUCAAAAAGUAUACAAGUGGAAGAGCAUUCUACAGAAUCCGAUAUAAGCUUGACAACACAUGACAUAACCUCUUCAGAGUCCAAUUCAACUGAUGGAUUCGUGACAAAAAAUGUCACUAAUGUACAAGAUUUUGGGGACAAAGGCAGACAGUACAAUCAAAAGCAAAGCUCACCACUGCUGAUCCUGCUCGUCACGACCCUUAUUAUCUGUUUGCUUAUUGUAGUCAUCUUCUUCCUGAUAAGACUGCGAAGGGCUCAUGUAGCCUGGAAAAAAGAGAAUGAAGAAUCGGACCAGUCUGUGGAAAGCAGCAAAUCAAAAGCAAGUCAUGAAGAAAAGCAGGCCCAUGACAGGAGAAGACAAGGUUUUUGGAACUCAAACUUUACAGUAUACAAAGUGGAAGAUCCUCCUCAAAACACCACAGUUUCAGUAGCUACAAUAGAUGUGAUCAGCGAAGCACAAGACAAUUCCAGAACAGCUUGUAAUCAACAGGACAAAGCUUGUGUUAAGGAGACUGAACUUUAGAGGAAUGUUAAAUCCUCAAACUUCUGAACUGAUUUUGCAGUUCUUUUAUGAACUAUGGUGCUAACUCACUAAGCCUAUUUCUGUGAACAUUAAAGCUGAUAGCUGCCGACUUUUGUAUGUAAUGUACAGUGUACUGUAUUUUCUUUUUAUAACUGUUGAGGGUUUACAUAUUUUUUUACACCAAAUGUAAAUAAGAGUGUAUUUCAUAAUGUAUGCUUUAUUAUGUGUUUACAAUAACUUGAUAACUAUAAAGUGGUUCCUUGAUAAAAUUGAAAUAUACUGCCAUGGUAUUUCAUUAUAGCCUAAAUAAUUAGGAAUAUUAAAUUGGUGCUGCUCUGUUCUGACAUACAUGUCUAUUUUCAA